Messenger RNA from Exophiala aquamarina CBS 119918, 1749 nucleotides. RefSeq lists its product as uncharacterized. Gene Ontology annotation, molecular function: oxidoreductase activity. Bases 1 to 1749 code for a protein of 582 amino acids. The record is from RefSeq and is a predicted model, not a curated record. The transcript has a single exon. NCBI's taxonomy places the organism in Eukaryota, Fungi, Ascomycota, Eurotiomycetes, Chaetothyriales, Herpotrichiellaceae.
AUGGCAGCUCUGCCAAACCGUCCCAAGGACUUCGACGCCGCUGACCACGCUACCGUCAAUGGCGAUAUUGGCGGGAGUGGUGGCACCCAGCAGACCAACGGCGAGACUUCGCAUCCAGAGGUCGAGAACAUAACUGCCGACAUUCUCAUCGUCGGAGGAGGUUUUGGUGGCAUGUAUGGCAUGCACCAAUACCGCAAACUCGGCUUUUCCGUCAAAUUGCUAGAAGCGGGCUCAUCAUGGGGUGGCACCUGGCACUGGAACCGCUAUCCAGGGGCGCGGGUUGACAGUGAGACGCCAUACUACUCGCUGUCGAUCCCCGAAGUGUACCGGAAAUGGAAUUUCACCGAGCGGUUCCCCGGUCACGAAGAGCUGCGACGGUAUUUCCAACACGUGGACAAGACUCUCGACCUCAGCAAGGACGCGUACUUCAACACCAUUGUCACGGAGGCACGGUACGACACCGCCGCCGGCGAGUGGCAUCUGAAGACCGACGACCCCAACCGCGUCGCAACAUGCAAAUACCUCGUGCUCGCGACGGGGAGUUCCUACAAGAAGCACUUCCCGGCGUUCAAGAACUUAGACAAGUUCAAGGGCAAGCUGAUCCACAGCGCACUCUACCCGGAAUCCGGACUCGACGUGUCCGGGAAGAAAGUCCUCGUCGUCGGCUCCGGGGCGACAGGCGUGCAGAUCGUACAGACCCUCGCGCGCGAGAAAUCCUGCCAGCUGACGGCGUGUGUCCGCACGCCCAACCAGGCGCUACCCAUGCGGCAAAGAAAGCUCAGCCUCGAGGAGCAAACCGCGGCGAAAUCCUUCUACCGAUCCUACCUGCAGUCCGCGAAGCAAUGCCGCAGCGGGUUUCCCUACGAGCCAGCGCCCAAGCCAUACGCCGAGAGCACGCGGGCGGAGCGCCUCGAGCUGUGGGAGGAGCUGUGGGGCCGGGGCGGAUUCAGCUUCUUGAUCAGCAACUACAGCGAAUACCUGAUGGACAAGGACGUGAACCGCGAGGUGUACGCAUUCUGGGCGGAAAAGGUGCGGGCGCGCAUCAGCGACCCGGUCAAGCGCGACAUCAUGGCGCCGCUGACGCAGCCCAACUGGCUCGGCACCAAGCGGCCCAGUCUUGAGCAGGACUACUACGAGAUGAUCGACCAGCCGCACGUCACGAUCCUGGAUCUCAAGAAGAACAACAUCGACGAGUUCACCGCGACGGGCGUCGUCACGAGCGACGCCCGGACCGGCCAGCCAAGCCGACACGACUUCGACAUCGUCAUCCUCGCGACCGGCUACGACUCCCUGACCGGCAGCCUCCUGGACACGAACCUCUUCGACACCUCCGACACCCCACUCCGCAGCAAAUGGAAGUCCGGAACCUACACGUACCUGGGCCUGACGAUCCCACAGAUGCCGAACCUCUUCCUUGUCUACUCGCCGCAAGCGCCGACCUCCUUGUCCAACGGGCCGCCCAUCAUCGAGCUGCAGAUCGACUGGAUCGGAUCCGCGAUCGCCAAAAUGCGCGCCGAGGGCGUCAAGUACAUCGACGCCCGGUCCGAGGCUGCCGUUGAGUGGCGCGAGGACAUUCAGAAGAUCAACGCCAUGAUGCUCUUCGGCGAGGCGGAUUCCUGGUACAUGGGUGCGAAUAUCCCCGGGAAGCCGCGCGAGCAGUUGAUCUACCUGUUGGGUGUGGAUGCGUAUGCAAGGGUGACCACCGAUGCGUUGCAGGGGUGGAAAGGCUUUGAUGUCGUUAUGGCGUAG